AUGAGCGUUGUCGCCAGUAGGCCCGAAAGCUGUUCUGUCCCUUACACGCCGGCUCCUCAUCAAGGCCAGGUCAUGCAUAAUUACAAGGAUUCUGGGUAUGCAGUUUCAGUGCAUCCAGUUUCUUCGCGACCCUCCUCCAUCUCAUCUUUCAAGAGCAACUACACCGUCUCAACCUCCCCUACGUCCUACUCGCCAACCUCAUCCGGUUCCUAUCGUUUAUGUGACUCUGCGGCCUCGCUCGAUAAGAUAUUGGAGUCGAUCUUCAAGAAAAUACCGCAGGAGGUCUAUGAGAAUAUUCUCAAUCAACUACAGCAUCUCCAUACUAGUUUGAAUCAGUCAGGGUGUACGACAUGCUUUCAGCGCGAUUUGCAUGCCCUGUCUCUAACCUGUCGCCCUUGGGAGAAGGCCGUGCGAGCUCGACUUUACAAUCAUAUUCACAUCAUCGGAAAUGAUUCCCCGGUUCAAUUGAAAAAAUAUCGAUUGAAACGGGGAAGCAGGUUGAAGCUGCUUCGACGCUCUCUUCGGGAAAGAAAGUUGCUGGCCAACCUUGUCCUGGAGCUUCGUGUCCCGCAGGUCGACCUCUUGUUCACAACAAGUAAACACAGCACUCAAUGGCAGGAAUACCGGGAUUUGAUUGCAUCAGUUGUCAUGGUUUGCCCGAACCUGGAACGGUUACUGGGGUUGACCAUUCCUUACAACCAUGAGUUCGACCGCUUGACGCAUGCGCUAUCCACCCGACGAAAGUUAAAGGAACAUACCUGGAUCUUGUGUGAAGCACCAGGAACACUAGAGGCCUCUCCACGCAGCGAUUCUUGCCCUGGUAGCCUUGGUCCCUUGCAGAUGUUUGAGUUUCUAAACUAUCAUGCCUCCUGGACCAACUUGGAAACCUUGAUGCUUCAUGGACUGAACGAAACCAGCACCCUCGAACCUAGUGUUUUCCUUCGCAUGCUCGAUCUCUUGCCAUCGUUGCGCAACCUGUGCAUCUCGAAUUUCGACGCCGAUGCCUUUGCCGACAGCGCCCUGCUAUGUCUCCCCCCGCUAGAGUCACUUCGGCUGGAAAACCUUCCGGGGCUCACGGAUACUGGGUUAUCUCAGUAUACUUCCCGCCCAGAGUCUCUCGCCCUCAAAUCUCUAGUCCUUAUAGAGCCGAAUAUCGGGUCUUUAUUAGUGAUUUCGAAGAUUCUAGCAUCCCUACAGUGGCUUGAACGUUUCAAGAUUGUACAAACAAACAAAUGCCCACUAUUGAACACGGACGGGAUCAUCUUCCAACCGCUUCUAGCCUCAUCCAGCCUCAAGUACCUACAUUGGGAUGUGGCCAGUCCUAAUCCCAGCACUGCCCUGAGCAGAAUCGACUUCGCUCCUUUUGUCAAACCGCCUAGCCAUUCGGAGACCCCAAAUUCCCAUCUUGCGCAAAGCAUUCUCGCCGGAGGGUUUCCGCGUCUAGAUGCUCUGCGAGCACCGUCCGAUAUCGAGCCUCCAGGCGUGCUCCAGGGUGUUUGCCAACCUAUCCCCCGCGGACAAGCACUCUUACACCCAGACCGAUAUAGCCUUCCUCGAAGUUCACGUGGCUCCAUUCCAACUCGACCAAUGGCGCUACCGGGGGGCAAUAACUUGACAUCCGCCCGAAUACGGGCUCAAACAUUUAUUGAUAUGGCCGCGAAGGACACCGAAACCGGCAUGAAAGUACUUAUUACCGACCACUCGGAUUCUUACUUACCUGAUAAUGCACUUGAAGCAUCCUCUGAUGACGACGACGACGACGACGACGACGACGAUGAUGAAUCAGAUAUGGAAAUGGAUGAAUGUGGGCUGUGGGAAACACCUCGAGAGCGGCCAAAGGAGAGGACAGUGUCCGUGGAUCAUGGAGGUCCUGUCACGGUGUCUGAUUAUAGAAUGCCUGCUUACAUGGGCAGAGUGGGCACCAAGACAUGCGAAAAAGACUUGUCCAUUCCCCGAUUCAUACUCAGUCCUGAUUUAGUUGGACAAGACGCUGACGGAGGCCUUGUUACCUGGAAGCACAUCAUGGCCGCAAAUCAAUCGUUGACAUUUGCUGCAGGAGUUGGGGUCAACUGCUUCGGGAGCAAGGGAACCACGGUCCCUUCGCCUUAUAAUGAAGAACCUCUUUCCCCAGCAUCAACAUCGACCCCUAGGUUCGGCUGGGGGAGUAUCAGUGCUCGUUCGACGAUAGCCACAAGCCCCACCACGCCUAGUACUCCACCUACCCCAAUGAGCUUAUCACCAACGACCGCUCUCCCGUGGGAGAAAGACAUCUGCACCGGGUCUUGGAAUUACAGCCAUAAAGGUGGUCGGGAGUGGUGGUUCCACAUGGAACGAGAUCGUCGUGUGGACGUUGACACUUAUAGUGUCAAGAGACUUUUCUAA
Aspergillus ochraceoroseus IBT 24754 is the source of this 2382-nucleotide messenger RNA. RefSeq lists its product as uncharacterized. Bases 1 to 2382 code for a protein of 793 amino acids. The transcript is spliced from 2 exons. Lineage: Eukaryota; Fungi; Ascomycota; Eurotiomycetes; Eurotiales; Aspergillaceae. The record is from RefSeq and is a predicted model, not a curated record.